Messenger RNA from Lotus japonicus, 2799 nucleotides. Its product is annotated as protein FAR1-RELATED SEQUENCE 5-like. The record is from RefSeq and is a predicted model, not a curated record. Gene Ontology annotation, molecular function: zinc ion binding; nucleic acid binding. The transcript is spliced from 6 exons. Bases 1 to 2799 code for a protein of 932 amino acids. NCBI's taxonomy places the organism in Eukaryota, Viridiplantae, Streptophyta, Magnoliopsida, Fabales, Fabaceae.
AUGGCUACUUCAGAGGAUGAUGGGGGUGAACCAAAAUUUCCUGAGCCACUUUUCGUAGAAGAUGAAGAGGAAGAGCACGAGGAUGACGAAGAGGUAGUGGAAGACAAUGAUUUGGGAUGCAGUGGUGACGAUACGGAUUCAGAUAGUUCAGAUGAUGAAUUCAGGAAUGUGCUUACCUUAACAGCUGAUGAGAUACGAGCUUUAACGUUUUGCAGUGAGUCUAAUGCAUACACAUUUUACUGUGCCUACGCGAAGGGAAAGGGAUUUGUGGUUAGAAAAGAUGCGUGUGAACGAGAUUCUAAUAACAAAGUUGUAAUGCGAAAAUUUGUAUGCAAUAGGGAGGGGUUAAGGGAACCAAAGUACUUCAUUAUGGAUAGGCAAAGAGCCCACAGAAGCCUAACCCGCACUAACUGUCAAGCAAGACUCAGGAUACGGUACGAUAACAAGAAAUGCCAAUGGGGUGUGGUGGGGUUUGAGGAGAAACACAACCACGAACUUACCCCGUCGGUAUAUGUCCCUGUGAUUAAUGCUUACCGUACAAUUAGUGAAGGAGACAAAGCUCAGGCAGAAAGUCUUCACGCAUAUGGUGUCAGAACCUGUCAUAUCAUGGGUUAUUUGACGGCACAGAAGGGGGGAUAUUCUAAAGUAGGAUUCUUGAAAGAAGAUCUGUACAACUACUUCAGUCGCCAGAGACAUAACAGAGUCAAAGGUGGGGAUGCUCGAGCUGCUCUAACUUACCUAACAUCAAAGGCUGAUGUAGAUCCCAUGUUCUAUUCGAAAUACACCACCUCAGGAGACAAUAGAUUGAAUAAUCUUUUUUGGGCAGAUGGUGUUAGCAGGACAGAUUACCAAUGCUUCGGGGAUGUUCUUGCCUUUGACUCCACUUACGGCUCCACUAAGUAUAAACAUCCACUGGUUAUAUUUUGUGGAACUAACCAUCAUGACCAAACGGUUAUAUUUGGAUGCGCUUUAUUGAUUGAUGAGACUAUUGAGACAUACAAGUGGUUGUUGGAAACUUUUUUGGAAGCAAUGAGUGGGAAACAACCUAAAUCUGUUGUAACCGACGGAGAUCUUUCUAUGAGGGAGGCCAUCAAACAAGUAUUCCCGAACACAUCGCAUCGACUAUGUGCAUGGCACUUGCACAAGAACGCAAAGGAUCACAGAAUGAGCAAGGAAUUUUUGGAUGACUUUCAGAAAGCACUUUAUUGGCACUUCAGUGUUGAGGAAUUUGAGGAACACUGGCAGAACAUGGUUUCUAAGCACGGCCUACAGAAAGACAAGUGGGUUUUAAGUGUGUAUGAGAAAAAGGAAUCGUGGUGCUCCGCAUAUCUCCGUGAUCAGUUUUUUGCUGGGAUACGGACAACAUCAAUAUGUGAAGCCAUAAAUAGUCGUAUCAAGAUCUAUGUCAAGAGAAGAAUUAGUCUUAUAGACUUCAUGCAAACCAUUGAGCAUGCUUUAAGAGGUGAAGCUGCAAAACUGUACACGCGUGAAAUUUUUAAAGAAGUAAGAAAUCAAAUUGAGCGUGUGGCUCCAUUGAAUUAUAAAGAUAAAACAACGGAUGGAGAUGAAGUGAGGUACGAGAUGUUCCAUUAUAGGAGGCCAGAAAGAACCAUUGAAGUAGUCUACAACAAGAAAAGUAAUCAAUUUUACUGUCCAUGUCGGCUAUUUGAAUCACGUGGAAUACCAUGUUCACAUAUUUUCAACAGCAUGAAAUAUGAGCUCAUGGAAACCAUUCCUAAAACACUUAUGCUUAGCAGGUGGGGACGGUAUGCAAAAUCUGAAUACUUGUCGGCAACAUCCACCGAUGAGGUGGACAGUUCUGUAAUGAAGACAACACGAUUUGGGGCUAUAUCUGCUGCGUGCAACGGGCUCUCCGUCUUAGGUUCUGACAAUCCUGGGCUCUUCACUGACAUGAUGAAUGAUAUUUUGAGGUUGACGACGAAGUAUAAGAAUAAGAUACUCAAACAAGGCGGACAUGUCAACGGGACCAACGACAUUCGUGAUCCCAAUAUCGUCAAAUCUAAAGGACGCCAACCUGCAACCCCGAAACCAAAGAAGAAUAAAAAGAAUAAGAAACAAGCAAGGUGUUCAAACUGUCAUAAGCUUGGUCACAACGCAAGGACUUGUUCUACCCUCGUUGGUGGAGAAGAUAAUGAUUUGGAGGGUGAUGAGCGAUCCACGCAGGAGGAUGAGGGCAACGUAAAUGACGAUAGCACGGGCCAGCCAACCGAGGCCACGACGCAGCCAAGUAGAUCCAAUUCUAAUGUAAUAAACCAUUUGGUUGGUCGUCGAGGACAUAAAGCCAAGAAACAAAAGACAAAGAACUCGAAUCUCUGUUCAGUUAAUGAAAAGGAAAACCUAACCCCCGCAACUGAUAAAGAUGAAAGUCAGAUGGGCUCACGUGCUUUAUCCCCACAAAAUUCAACAAUGCAACCGCCAACCCAGACAGCUGCUUCUUGUGGUAUAGCUCAUCCCGGAUUUCAUUACGCUGUCCCUCAAUACGGAACACGGCCACCUAACUUAGCCGUUGGUACGGGUAUGCCAGCCCAGGUCAACUUCCCACAUGGUUAUGGUGGAUGGAUACCAGACCCCAACAUUCAAUAUGCUUAUGGUCAACCCAUAAAUGGUCCUCAAAAUGCUCCUCAAUGCUAUGGUUAUGUUCCGAUAUUGCCCCGAAACUAUCAGAAUCUAUCUGCUUGUCAACCUAUUCAUGCUCCUGCUGUUAGAGGACAUAGCCAACACCAAGGCCCCCGUAGCCAAAUGCAACAUGAUGCGGCGAAGAAAAAGGCUGGUACAUAA